This is a messenger RNA of Brassica napus (rape), 2455 nucleotides long. Its product is annotated as transcription factor MYB62-like. Lineage: Eukaryota; Viridiplantae; Streptophyta; Magnoliopsida; Brassicales; Brassicaceae. The record is from RefSeq and is a predicted model, not a curated record. Gene Ontology annotation, cellular component: nucleus. Gene Ontology annotation, molecular function: sequence-specific DNA binding; DNA-binding transcription factor activity. The transcript has 3 exons. Gene Ontology annotation, biological process: regulation of DNA-templated transcription. Bases 1441 to 2304 code for a protein of 287 amino acids.
AACCAUAAGUCUAAACCAUCCAUUACUAAAUCUGGUAUGCACUCGAUUUGGAUCCUGAUGGGUUUUGUCAAAUCCAUAUUCAACUCUUUAAUUAAAAUUGGACAUCUAUUAUAUAAUUAACAACUUUUUGUCUAAACCAAACCAAGUACCACGCAAAUUGUUUAGCCAGAAUCUUUGUCCACUUUGGACCUAAAGGCAAAGCUACGUAAAUUUAGUUUUAGAUUUUUUUUCCAAAAAAUCACGUAUUAGUUAGAGUUAGAUAUUUUAUUAUAUACUAGAUAUUAUUUAUCUAAACUUUUAAAGUGAAAUAUUAUUUGUAUUCACAAAAAAUAACAGUACCUUUUUCAAAUAAAUUUCCUAAAUAUUUUCAUUGGAACACCACAAUAGUGGAAAGUUUUUAUUUUGUAAAAAGUUUGGUUUCUUAAAAACUAGGGAUUUACCUUUCUUCAAAAUAUUCUACACUCUAUUAUUCUGCUCACGAAUUUGAAUUUAUUUACCAGAAUUAAUGAGCUAAAAGCAUCAAAAACUUAUCUAGAACUAUUCUCAAGAUUUAGUAUCAGUCUUAAAAUGUAUAUUGUUCUCUUUCUCUUAAUAUUCUUAUAGAAAAAAAGAGAAGAAUACUGAUAUGAAAGUAUAGUAGUUAUAUCAUUAUAUAUAUAUAUAUAUAUGCUAUCUUACCAUCUAAUGAUGUACAUAUGUUGGAAAUGAACUUGAAGUUUGAAGAUAACUUAGAGUCCAAGUUAUACUUAUCCUAUUCGAGUUAUGUUUAGGAAAAUAGGUAUUACUAAUGAGUUUACGAACUCUAUAUCUCUAUAUAAGGAGAUGUUAUAUUGUGGCAUAACCUAUUAGUUUUAGAGAUUUUGUGAGAGCUUAAGUUUUGAUAUAGUUUCUUAAUCUAUUAAGAAAAUUAUUCUUAUUGAUCUUUGAGUUCUAAACACUUAUGUUACAAAUCAGAGCCUCUUCGACAUGGGAGAGAUCGAAAGAAGAAAAUUCAAGGCUAAAUUUGCAGACUACAUACAUGUAAUUGUCCAUGCCUUGAGUCUUGACAAUUAAGAUUUAUGAUAUAUGUAUGGAGAAAUAUGUGAAACUAAUUAUUAUAAUGGAAACACACAGAAAAGACAUCUUUCAAAUGCGCCAAAACUUCAGUUAUCUACUGGUUGAAUAAUCUAAAUGGUUUAACUUAGGUGUAUAAAAGAAGGGAACAAAUAAUGUAUAAACGAAAAGUACGAACAUUAUCCAAUAACACGGGUCUAUAAAUUCUUCCACAACCACUGAAUUCACUCUCACUUCUAUCAAAAGCCUCUUGGUCCUUUGGUCUUUUUAUUCAUCACCAUCUCUCUCUUAGUCUCUUCUUCUCAUUUCUCUCGCUCUCUCUUAUACAUACAUACACACAAACAAAGCUAAUGGACUGAAAUAUAUAAUAAUAAAAAGGAACAAAUAAUGUCAAAUAUAAUGAAGAAGAGGUGUAAUGAAAAUGAAGAGAGCACAGAGCAGAGAAAAGGGCCUUGGACGCUUGAGGAAGACACUCUUCUCACUAAUUACAUUGCCCAUAACGGUGAAGGCCGAUGGAAUCUGCUAGCCAAAUCUUCUGGGCUAAAGAGAAAAGGAAAAAGUUGCAGAUUACGAUGGUUGAAUUACCUUAAACCCGACAUAAAGCGAGGGAAUCUCACUCCUCAAGAACAACUCUUAAUCCUCGAACUUCACUGUAAAUGGGGUAAUAGGUGGUCAAAAAUUGCGCAGUAUUUACCGGGAAGAACGGACAACGAGAUCAAAAACUAUUGGAGGACUAGAGUGCAGAAACAAGCACGCCAGCUCAAUAUUGAUUCCAGCAGCCACCAGUUCUUGGAAGUUGUCCGUAGUUUCUGGGUUCCAAGAUUGAUCCACAAGAUAAAAGAUAACACAAACACCAACACUAGAGCUCCUCCUACGGAUUCACUUGGACCGGUCUUACAAGACAAUAAUUUCUCACAUAAUUUGGGUUUAAACAACAUAGAUUGUUCCACUUCCAUGUCUCAAGAUCUGGCGAAAAUUUCACAGUUAAUGGAUUUGUCUGAUCUUGAAACUACCAGUUCAGUGUGCUUGGAGGGGUCAAGAGGGAGUAGUAAUCAAUAUGUGAAUGAAGAUUCUAGAUAUUUCCAUUGCCUAGAGGAGGAGUACAUAUUUCCCACUAUGGGCAAUUCAGACAUUUUACCAUUGCAGGAUUGUCACGUAGCAGAUUCGACUUACGAGGAGGAUGUGACACAAGAUCCAAUGUGGAACAUGGAUGAUAUUUGGCACUUUGAGGAGUACGCACCCUUUAAUUAGGUUGUGGAACCCAUUAAAAUGGAUGUUGUUACAACCUCCAAGGAGUUUCUAAGUAUAGUAUCAUCUUAUUUUUUGCUUGUUAUAGUUUAUAGUUAAAUAUUGAUUAAUUGAUAUAAAGUUCAAAGAGAGCUAAUGAAAAACUGUUGCGUAA